This is a messenger RNA of Rotaria sp. Silwood2, 426 nucleotides long. NCBI's taxonomy places the organism in Eukaryota, Metazoa, Rotifera, Eurotatoria, Philodinida, Philodinidae. The record is from the annotation of a GenBank genome assembly.
AUGUGCCAGAGCACCAGUAAUUGGGGACAUUCUUCCUGCGCUCUUGGCCGUCUUACCUAUACAAGUGGUAUACAUCGGUUUCAUUUUAUUGUUUUCUACGAUAUGGCAUUCAUUGGCAUUCUCCCAGCAAGCAUAACACCUGAACGUUCGAUGAUGGGCUCCUAUUUUGACACUUGUGGAACACAUGGAUGGUGGAUUGAUGAUCAUGUAUACAUGAAUGGAAAAAUGAUAAAAAGACAAUGGACAAACGCUAAAGAGAAUGUGAUUUAUGAACUUAUCCUUGAUUGUGAUCAACGACGAUUGGGCAUUCGGAAUAAUACAAUGGCUACAUAUGAAUGUAUGGACAUGAAUUCUGCGCAUGCUGCUUGCCCGUGGCGUCUUCUCGUUGGUGUUAGAGGAGAUAGCAAUCGACUAAUACUCUUAUGA